Messenger RNA from Sinocyclocheilus grahami, 1395 nucleotides. RefSeq names its product estrogen-related receptor gamma-like. The record is from RefSeq and is a predicted model, not a curated record. Gene Ontology annotation, molecular function: zinc ion binding; sequence-specific DNA binding; DNA-binding transcription factor activity. The coding region runs from base 180 to 1373 and encodes 397 amino acids. Lineage: Eukaryota; Metazoa; Chordata; Actinopteri; Cypriniformes; Cyprinidae. The transcript has 8 exons. Gene Ontology annotation, biological process: regulation of DNA-templated transcription.
GUCUGGGGGAAAGUGAAGUUCAAAGAUGCACACUGCUAACUAAACUAAGCUUAUUCGGGCAUGUUUAUGGGAACACAGACAGAUUUCCUUGCGUUUGAAAGGCGGCGAGUCAAUGAAUAGCUAUUUUUGGGUACAUAUUCUCCGGUAGAGACGUUUGGAGGAGGUGGGACAUAUCUUGAAUGAGUAAAGGUAUCAUGUCUUCUAGAGAGCGACGCUCCGACCUGUACAUAAAGGCUGAACCCAGCAGUCCCGAUGGAGGAGGAGGUGGCGGAGGUGGAGGUGGAGGUGGAGGUGGAGGUGGAGGCGGCGGUGGCGGUGGCGGCGGCGGCGGCGGUGGCGGCGGUGGCGGCGGGAGGACCAGCCCGGGAGGAGUGUCCUCAGACUCCUCUCAGAGUGGAGGAGGGGGAUCCAGAGGAGAAGGUGCUGGCCGCUACUCCCCGCCCCCUUACACGCCUGCAUUACGUUGCCAUUUUAAGGAGGAGGGUGCGGAUGGAACCGAGGAGGGCUCUACCGGUAGCGGAGGAGGCCGCUGCAAGUAUGCGCUAAGCACGCUUCCCAAAAGACUGUGCCUGGUGUGUGGAGAUGUGGCUUCUGGCUACCACUAUGGAGUGGCUUCCUGUGAAGCCUGUAAGGCUUUCUUCAAAAGAACCAUACAGGGUAAUAUUGAGUACAGUUGUCCUGCCUCCAAUGAAUGUGAGAUCACCAAGCGCCGCAGGAAGGCCUGUCAGGCGUGUCGCUUCACCAAGUGCCUCAAAGUAGGCAUGCUCAAAGAAGGUGUCCGCCUGGACCGAGUCAGAGGUGGACGGCAGAAAUAUAAGAGACGCCCGGAGAUGGAGAAUGCUACGUACCAGAGUGCACCGAUACCUUUAAGGAAGGAGGGAGAGAAGGGCUCAUCCAGCAUCAUUGUGUCUCAUCUGCUGGUGGCGGAGCCAGAAAAGCUGUUUGCUAUGCCAGACCCCCUGCAGCCUGACACGGCCCAGCGCACGCUCACCACUCUCUGCGACCUGGCCGACAGGGAACUAGUUGUCAUCAUCGGCUGGGCCAAGCACAUUCCUGGCUUUCUCUCGCUGUCACUGGCUGACCAGAUGUCCGUUUACAUCUACAUUUAUGCAGAUUUUGAUUCGGUGUACAUCGAGGACAUGGAAGCCGUGCAGAAGUUACGGGACCUGCUGCAUCAGGCUCUGCUGGAGCUGGAGGUCCAGCGACACCCUGACGACCCUCAGCGUGUGGGACGUCUCCUCCUCACCCUGCCCCUCCUCAGGCAGACCGCCGGCCGGGCCCUCACCACCUUCUACAGCAUCAAAACCCGCGGCGGCGUGCCCAUGCACAAACUCUUCCUGGAGAUGCUGGAGGCCAUGAUGGACUCACCCUAGAGAAGAGAUGACGUUGGAUGAA